This is a messenger RNA of Truncatella angustata, 2454 nucleotides long. RefSeq lists its product as uncharacterized. Gene Ontology annotation, molecular function: oxidoreductase activity, acting on CH-OH group of donors; flavin adenine dinucleotide binding. The record is from RefSeq and is a predicted model, not a curated record. The coding region runs from base 1 to 2454 and encodes 817 amino acids. The transcript is spliced from 2 exons. Lineage: Eukaryota; Fungi; Ascomycota; Sordariomycetes; Amphisphaeriales; Sporocadaceae.
AUGCACGCAAGACUCUUGGGCUCCUUAGCCCUGGCUGGGCUUGCCCAGACCGUAACUGCAGCUGUUGCAACCAAAGCUUACACGGACUCCAACACCGGCAUCGAAUUCCAGACAUAUUCCGAUGCUACCACUGGCUAUAGCUUCGGUAUGGCGAUCCCUGAGGAUGCCACCACCGACUUCAUUGGUCAGAUGGUGUUCCCUCUUACCGACGGCGCAGGUUGGGGAGCUGCCGCCUUUGGACCAGGAAUGACUGGCAGACUUCUCCUCGUGGCAUGGCCCAACGGUGACGAAGUUGUGUCUAGCUUCCGAUACACGAGUGCAUACUCCACCCCGGACGUUUACUCUAACUCGACGCUCUCAGCCCUGCCCAUCGCCAACGGUACCUUCAUCAACAGUACACACGUGUCUUAUACAUUCCUUUGCCAGGGCUGUGCCGUCGGCGAUUCUACAACCUUCAGCUUCUCCGAUGGAACUGGCGCGCUUGGCUAUGCAGUCUCAAGCUCAAACCCCACGACACCAUCGGACUCUGCCACUGCUCUUGUUUACCAUGAUCUUGGUGCCAACAUCUACGUGGCAAACUUCACGGCUUCUAUAAACGCCCAAUACUCCACCUGGGCUUCGUGGGCUUCUGCUACCACCACAACUCCCUCGACUGGCGGUUCCUCCAACUCGACAAUUCCCUCGACUGGCACCGGCUCGAACAGCACUGUCUCUACUCCUACCACUCUCAACACCACAUAUGAUGUCAUCGUAGUUGGCGGAGGUACUGCAGGUAUCAUCGCGGCUGAGCGUCUGGCUGAAGCCGGAGUGAGUGUGUUACUUCUUGAGCGUGGUCCUGCCAACACCGUUGCCCUCGGCUCCAGUCAAAAACUUUCAUGGAACUCGACCCUUACCCCUUACGACGUUCCUGCCCUUGGCAGCAGCUUGUCUACCAUCUCCGGAACUAAGUUCUGCUCCGAUACUGCCUCAACAGCCGGCUGUCUGCUUGGUGGUUCUAGUUCUAUCAACGGUCUGAACUUUAUCCGCCCUGCCGCCCAUGACUUUGAGCGUUGGCCUACGGGUUGGGAAUGGAACUCUAUUUCAGAUGCGGCUGACCGCCUGUAUUCUCGUAACCCUGGUACCACACAACCUUCCGCUGAUGGCAAGCACUACAAUGACAUUGCUUACACCACUUUGUCUGCCUACCUUGGCAAGUCAGGGUAUAGCGAGGUCGACUCGAUUGAGAGCCCCAACGAAAAGCACGCCGUUUUCUCUCGUCCCGCUUGGAGUAUCUCAAACCAUCUUCGUGCUGGCCCUGCUAGGACCUACAUGCCUUUCGCCGAGCAGUUGAACAACUUUAACCUCAAACUCGAGACUAGCGUCAUCCAGGUACUUCGUACAGGCAGCACCGUCACCGGUGUCCUGACCCAGGCGACCGAUGGCUCCACUCAGAUCAUCAACCUCAACAAGAACGGUAAGGUCGUCCUUGCUGCGGGUGCCUUAUCUACCCCUCGCGUACUUUGGAACUCUGGCAUCGGCCGCUCUGAUGCCCUGAGCAUUGUUAAAGGUGGCACAUCCGGUGUCUCACUUCCCGCUUCGUCUGAGUGGAUCGACCUUCCUGUCGGCCACAACUUGAUGGAUCAUGCCCAGGUCCCCCUGCAGUUCACUGCCAACCCAACUUUCACUGCGUUCGACUUCUCUGGUCUUGCUGCCUCGCCCGAGGAGACUGAUCUGGAUCUUUACGAAGAAGGUUCCGGUACCAUCACUCAAGCUGCUCAGCGCAUGCACUUGUGGACAUCUAUCAAUGGAACUGAUGGUGUUACCCGCUACCUCCAGGGUACUGUGAGUGCCAUGAAAGAUAACACUGUUACCGUGAAGGCCUUCCUUACACACGGUUCUACCAGCCGUGGCGAGCUCGGAAUUUCGGCCUCUGGUAACACUGUUCUCAACACUAAGCCUUGGUUGCAAACCGAUGAGGACCUGGCUGUCUACUCUGAUUUCAUCCAGUCCUUCUUGGAUAUGACAUCCAGUAACUCCACUACCGGCCUUAGCAACAGCAGUUACAGCCUGAGCUACGCAACAUCUGGUGCCACACCAUCCAGCAUCAUUACGUCGUCCCUUGUCUCCGGCGAUCACUGGGUUGGAAGCACCCGAAUGGGCACUGACGAUGGUCGUGAGAACAACGGUACUUCCGUCGUUGACACUGAUACCAAGGUCUACGGAACCGACAACUUGUUCGUCGUAGACGCCUCUAUUCACCCCGAUCUACCCACUGGUAACACCCAAGCCAUCAUCAUGGUUGUCGCCGAGCAGGCCGCCGCUAAGAUCGCCGCAUAUGAGGUCACCAACUGGAGUGGAAGCACUGGCUCCAACACGACGACCACUGUUCCCAGCACUGGCACAGGUAGCACUUCCAAGUGCUCUCGCAGACGCAGACGCUCGGCCGCUCGCCAACAGCUGAAAUUACACUCUUAA